Scedosporium apiospermum is the source of this 1191-nucleotide messenger RNA. RefSeq lists its product as uncharacterized. The transcript is spliced from 5 exons. Gene Ontology annotation, biological process: regulation of transcription by RNA polymerase II; regulatory ncRNA-mediated heterochromatin formation; RITS complex assembly. The coding region runs from base 1 to 1191 and encodes 396 amino acids. The record is from RefSeq and is a predicted model, not a curated record. Lineage: Eukaryota; Fungi; Ascomycota; Sordariomycetes; Microascales; Microascaceae. Gene Ontology annotation, cellular component: SAGA complex.
AUGCCAGCCGACAGUGACUCUCGCGUCGAUGCCACCAUCAAGGUCGCAUCGAAGAAGGACGGCAAGGAGAAGAGCAAGAGAGGCGUUUUGAAGCUUAAGAAGAUACAAUUGAAAGCGACGAAGCUCGGAGUAUGGACGGAGAAUAUCUCAGCUGAUGAGGAUAAGAAACUUAAGGCGACUGAGGCAUUACCCUCCCCCGGCACUAAUCAUGUCGACGACGACGAGCAAGAAACCUUUACCCUAGGACGACCCGUGCAUGACGCGCCCGAGAUGGAAUCGUGCAAACACUGCAAGAAGAACGUGCUGAAGUCCGGGGCGAAAGAACACAUCGCACAGUGUCUGCGGGUCAAGAAGGAAAAGGCUCUGCGGAAGAAGGAGGCGAGGGAAGCGAGGGAGCGCGCGAGGGAGGCGGCGAGAGAAGAGGCGAGGAGGGCGGAUGAAGAAGCGCAUGGCGGAAAGGGCGACGACGAUAGCGACGACGACGAUGACAAUAAGGGUGGGAAGACUUCGAAGGGAAAGAGCGAUGUUGGGAAGGGGAAGAAGCGGAAGGCUGAUGGGGAGGCGGAGAAGGGUCCGUCGAAGAAGAAGAAGAAGGAGGAAGUUAAACCCAAGGUUGCCAAACCGAGAGGACCUGUUGAUGUUGAACGCCAGUGUGGUGUUAUCCUUCCGAACGGCAUGCCCUGCGCGAGGUCGCUUACGUGCAAGAGUCACUCGAUGGGAGCGAAACGGGCUGUGCCUGGUAGAUCUCUACCAUAUGACAUGCUACUUGCCGCAUACCAGAAAAAGAAUCAGGCUAAGCAGCAAAAGGCGGCGCUGGAUGCAAACGCUCCUAUUGAGGACGAAGAUGAAAACGCCGGCCAGAUCGACUCGGACGAAGAAACAGCCAAUGUCAUGAACGCCCUAAGCCACUGGAAGCCCCAGCCUGUACUGCCGCCCGCCGUUCUCCAGCCUAUUAGGCGCACGUACCAGCUCGCGCGACUCCACGAGCAGCUCCAAAUGGCCACCAAUGGAGGCCGCACCAACAUCUUCAAAGUCGUCGGGUACGGUCCGCAGAAGCUUCCCGAUGGCAAUCUCAUGGAUAGCGAGGAUGCGCAGGGUGAGCCUGACACCGUGAUGUUCCCGACUCAUACUAGGACGCCGAGCUUUGGGAUGCAGGGGUCGCGUCGGCCAUCUGUUACUAGUAGGGGAUAA